CCCAUCCACCUUUGUCCCUAGACCAAAAAGAUCUCUCUCGGUGGCUGCUAACUCGUACAGAACCCAACCGUGUCCACCAUACCCACCUUGUUAAACCUCUCUCUCUCUCUCAUGGCAGAUAAAUUAGCUCUACCACUCGUACUCCCAAACCCACCACCCACAAGACCCAUAUUCCCCAACAUUCACCAAAGCCAGCACCACCCUCCUAAACCCUCAGCGGAAUCCGUAACCCCUUUUCCGCAGGACCUCCUCAUCAACCGCCAGAACCCCAACUCCCAACCCCUCUCGCCCCAGUCCCCAAUCCCCAGAACCCGCCGCAAGCGUAUCGGCAAGUCCCGGGACCCCAACCACGGCAAGCCCUGGUCCCACCACAGGCUGUCCCUCAAAGGUCAGCAAAUUCUCCAAUCUCUUAUUGACCCACAGUUUGAUUCCUCUAAACUGGGUGAAGUCUUGCUUCAAUUGUUUGAACCGUCCGCAGAAGAAGAAGUAAGUUCUAGCUCGGAAUUGUUUUCUUUGGAUGUACUGGGUAUACUAAAGGGUUUAGGAUUUAGCAAGAAAUGUGACUUGGCACUGAGUGUGUUCGAGUGGGUUCGGAAUCGCAAAGAUUGCGAAUUGAUUUUGAAUGGCUCUAUUAUUGCUGUUGUAAUUAGUAUUCUUGGCAAGGAUGGUCGCGUUUCGUCCGCAGCGUCGUUGCUUCAUGAUUUACAUAAAGCUGGGAUUGAUAUUGAUGUUUAUGCUUAUACUUCUUUGAUUACUGCUUGUGCUAGUAACGGGAGGUAUAGAGAGGCUGUAAAGGUUUUUAAGAAGAUGGGAGAAGAGGGAUGCGAACCUACUUUGAUAACUUAUAAUGUGAUUCUGAAUGUGUAUGGGAAAUUGGGUAUGCCUUGGAAUACGAUGUUGGAUCUCGUUGCCGACAUGAAGAGUGCCGGGGUUUACCCUGAUUUGUACACCUAUAAUACGCUUAUAAGUUGUUGUCGGCGUGGCUCUUUGUAUGAAGAGGCAGCUGGGAUUUUUGAGGAGAUGAAGUCUGCAGGGUUUACACCAGAUAAGGUUACUUAUAACGCGUUAUUGGAUGUUUAUGGGAAGUCUAGGCGGCCAAAGGAAGCCAUGGAGGUGUUGAGAGAGAUGGAAAUCAAUGGGUUUUCUCCUAGCGUAGUGACUUACAAUUCAUUGAUAUCGGCUUAUGCUAGAGAUGGUUUGCUGGAUGAAGCAAUGGAUCUCAAAACCCAAAUGAUGGAGAAAGGGAUUAAACCUGACGUAUUUACCUACACCACCCUUUUUUCGGGGUUUGAGAAAGCUGGCAAGGAUGAGUCUGCAAUGAGGGUUUUUGAGGAAAUGAGGAGUGCUGGGUGCAAACCAAAUAUCUGCUCCUUUAAUGCACUCAUUAAGAUGCAUGGUAACCGUGGAAAAUUUGCAGAAAUGAUGGAGGUGUUUGAAGAGAUCAAGAUGUGUCAGUAUGCCCCUGAUAUUGUUACUUGGAACACACUUCUAGCAGUGUUUGGGCAGAAUGGAAUGGACUCAGAGGUAUCGGGAGUGUUUAAGGAAAUGAAGAGGGCAGGGUUUGUGCCUGAAAGGGACACCUUCAACACAUUAAUCAGUGCAUACAGCAGGUGUGGCUCUUUUGACCAAGCCAUGGCCGUUUAUAAGAGGAUGCUGGAAGCUGGGGUUACUCCAGACCUUUCCAGCUAUAAUGCUGUUUUGGCAGCGUUGGCCCGGGGUGGGCUCUGGGAACAAUCUGAGAAAAUACUUGCUGAAAUGAAGGGUGGUCGGUGUAAACCCAAUGAGCUGACAUACUGUUCUUUGCUUCAUGCUUAUGCUAAUGGCAAGGCGACUGAGCGCAUGAGUGAUCUGGCAGAAGAGAUAUAUUCUGGUUCAAUUGAACCGCGCGCUGUGCUUUUGAAGACUCUUGUUUUAGUUAAUAGUAAAAGUGACCUUCUAAUGGAGACGGAGCGUGCUUUCUUGGAGUUGAGGAGAAGAGGGUUAUCACCUGACCUAUGCACUCUUAAUGCCAUGGUUUCUAUCUAUGGCAGAAGGCAAAUGGUUACCAAAACAAAUGAGAUUUUGAAUUUCAUGAAUGAGAGUGGGUUUACUCCGAGCUUGACAACUUACAAUUGCUUGAUGUAUAUGUACAGCCGCUCUGAAAACUUUCAGAAAGCGGAAGAAAUUUUUAGGCAACUUUUGGGAAAAGGAAUAAAGCCUGAUAUAAUUUCUUACAAUACCGUUAUAUAUGCCUAUUGUAGAAACGGUCAGAUGAGAGAGGCUUCACGGAUAUUCUCAGAAAUGAGGGAUUCAGGACUUGCUCCCGAUGUGGUCACUUAUAAUACCUUUGUUGCAAGCUAUGCCGCUGAUUCAAUGUUUGUGGAGGCCAUUGAUGUGGUUCAGUACAUGAUCAAGCAUGGAUGUAAACCAAACCAUAACACAUACAACUCUAUUGUAGAUUGGUAUUGCAAGCUCAAUCGCUAUGAUGAGGCCAGCAUGUUUAUUAACAGCCUUCAUAAGCUUGAUCCACAUUCUUCCAAGGAGGAACAAUGCAGGUUAUCAGAACGUAUAACAAAGAAGUGGUCAUAGACGAUCCUCAGCUAUCGACGGAUGGCAGCUUAAUUUGCUUGCAUUUUACCCAUUUAGCCUCGUUUCCAUCCAGUCCCUGUUCCCCCUUUCUUUUUGCCCAUGUAUAUUGUUUGGGAGAGAGAAUAGCAGAAUUGUAACGUUCUUCAUGCACAUGAUUGUUUUCUCUCUCUGGAUUGAAUUUUUGAGUUGAAGGAGACAAAGCUAUACGGCAAGCGUUCAACAAAUGUAUUAGGAGCAUGCCUUGUGUAGAUCAGAUAACAGAUGAAAGGAAGGUGGGGCUGGGGAGGAAAGAGUUGAAUGGGUUUGAGCGGUAUGUAAAAUCAUAUAGCAUGGAAUUAGGAAAAAAAUGUACAGUCAACGUCUAGUCUCUAGAAAUACUUUGUUUUGUAAACUUUUGAAAUCUAUCAAAUUUACAGAGAAUUUUUGGGCUA
Molecule: messenger RNA, 2999 nt
Organism: Carya illinoinensis
Lineage: Eukaryota; Viridiplantae; Streptophyta; Magnoliopsida; Fagales; Juglandaceae
Product: pentatricopeptide repeat-containing protein At5g02860
Exons: 1
Coding region: 112-2568 (818 amino acids)
Molecular function (GO): protein binding
Source: RefSeq, a predicted model, not a curated record